Messenger RNA from Pecten maximus, 561 nucleotides. RefSeq lists its product as uncharacterized. The record is from RefSeq and is a predicted model, not a curated record. NCBI's taxonomy places the organism in Eukaryota, Metazoa, Mollusca, Bivalvia, Pectinida, Pectinidae. The transcript has 2 exons. Bases 1 to 561 code for a protein of 186 amino acids.
AUGCCUUUUGGAUUGGCCAAUGCUCCAGCUACCUAUCAGCGGCUUAUGGAAGAAGUGAUGGGUGAGCUUCACUGCAAGAUUUGCUAUGUGUGCAUCGAUGAUGUCAUAAUUUUUACGAAGACUUAUGAGGAACACCUACAGAAUUUGAACCAAGUGUUUCAAAAGAUCUCUGAAGCGGGAUUGAAGUUGGCACCAAACAAGUGUUCCUUGUUCAAGAAGAAAGCAAAUGAGAAGCAACUUGAUGUGAAAUGUGCACAGAGGCAGCAUCCGGUGCUAUCCAUAUGGAUUCCACUUGUUGAGGCAGGAAAGAGACCUCUUCGCCAGGAGUUACCCAAUUCCCAGGAACACUCUGUCUUGCUUAAGAACUUCGACAAAUUGAGGAUGAAGGAUGGACUUCUAUACCGGGAAGUUACAAAGGAUGGAGAUACCAUUUUUCAGCAGAUUGUUCCCAGGUCCAGAGUUCCUAUUGUACUGUACUUACAAUGGUACAUGAUGACAUGGGUCAUCAAGGGCGAGACCGGACUUAAUCCAGGACAGGUUUUACUGGGUUGGAAUGACUAG